Messenger RNA from Mya arenaria, 1537 nucleotides. Its product is annotated as apoptosis regulator R1-like. The record is from RefSeq and is a predicted model, not a curated record. Gene Ontology annotation, biological process: regulation of apoptotic process; intrinsic apoptotic signaling pathway in response to DNA damage; extrinsic apoptotic signaling pathway in absence of ligand. Bases 112 to 807 code for a protein of 231 amino acids. Gene Ontology annotation, molecular function: protein homodimerization activity; protein heterodimerization activity. Lineage: Eukaryota; Metazoa; Mollusca; Bivalvia; Myida; Myidae. The transcript is spliced from 2 exons. Gene Ontology annotation, cellular component: mitochondrial outer membrane.
UUUAUUAAAUUCGAAUCUAAACUACACAGAUCAUAUUGCAACAUAGCUUUGCAAUCUCUUAGAUGUUCUUCGAUCACCGUGUGAUAUCUGCCGUCUGAUAUUCUAGUAACCAUGGAAGUGCCCAAUGUAGCGAUAACUACAUCACUUCUGAUUACUGACUACAUUAAUUUUCACCUGAAGAAAAAUGGAUUUAAACCCACAACUGAACCACUGUGGCCAUUGCUGCAUUGUGGAGAGUGCAGUUCGAAGCUUGACGUUAACAUAAUAACAAGCUGUCCAAGGUGUAAGAAAAUGAAAUAUUGGGAAGAAAAAGACACCACUGAAGAUUGUGGGUUGGUCAAUGAAUCGAAACACUUACGACAAAUGUGCGAAGAAUUUAUAGAGAGAUACGACUCUGCUGAACCUGGGGUUGAUCUUCAAAGUGAUGUCAAUCGCGUUAACAGAGAAGACAGUGAGUUAAGCAUGGCUGUGUACUGGGACAUUUUAGAUAAUGUUAUUGAAAAGGGAUCGGAAAUAAACUGGUUCCGGAUUGUGGCAAUAGUUGCGUUUGCAGGGGGUCUUGCAGCGCACUGCGUUCGGAUAAAUCGACCUAACAGCGUAGCGUUUAUUCGGGAGUGGACCUGUGCCUAUUUCAAUAUGAAAAUUGACGAUUGGAUAAAAGAGAACAAUGGCUGGGUAGGACUUGUGGACUACCACGACAACAGAGCCGACAGAAAUGUUUCCAGAGAUGCAUUCAAAGCUAUAGCAGCAAUGUUUGCAUAUGGAAUUGGAGCGAUAGUUUUCAAGAACAUCUUCUUUACAAAUUAGACAGUUUAUAGUUGAGCCACAGUAUAAAAUGGUGUGAAUGGUAAGGAAUCACGAAACCAUAACUGAGAACAUUAAAUUUGGCAUUAAAUCAUACAAACAACUAUGUCAUUUACACAACAAGUGAAAUAAACAUUUUAGAAGCACAAAUGAAAUUAGGCAAUUGAUUAGUUAAAGCAAAUCCUUUAAAUGGAAACGUUUGUAUUAACUAUGUGCUUCAUAUUUAUAGUCACCACUUGCCUUUGUUAACUAUGAGUUCAUAUGUUAAUGAUGUUAUGAAUUAAACAUUUAUUCAUUGGUUCAAAGACUGUACUAUUUUUAGGUUAGGAGAAAUGUGAAAAUAUGUAUGUAAAUAUUAUACAUUUUGGAUUUUGCUAUCAAUGCUUAUUAUUGUUAAUAUUCGGAUAAAGUAAAACUUAUGCUAAUAAACAAUGUUUGCAAUGCUUAAAGUACUUCCCGCAAUUAAGCAUCACUUGCCGAAAUUUCGGAUCAAGGUGGUAAUUUAGACAAAUGGAUUAGUUACAUGGUUAAUGAACACAAGUCGCAGAAAGAAUGUAUAUACUGGGAGUUUAGUAGUUGUCAUAUUUUUCAAGUUGUCCGAUAUCUUGUAAAUCGCUAUCAGUAUGAUGAAAACCGCUGUGGUCGUGAAGAAUGUCGCAGUCCAAUAUGUUGCUUUAUUUGCCCAAGUAGCUUCGCUUCCGACCUCGCCUGAAUGAUUAACGGUCCAGCAUAA